Podarcis raffonei (Aeolian wall lizard) is the source of this 2306-nucleotide messenger RNA. RefSeq names its product ephrin A3 (gene EFNA3). Gene Ontology annotation, cellular component: plasma membrane. Bases 39 to 1022 code for a protein of 327 amino acids. Gene Ontology annotation, biological process: ephrin receptor signaling pathway; axon guidance. The record is from RefSeq and is a predicted model, not a curated record. The transcript is spliced from 5 exons. NCBI's taxonomy places the organism in Eukaryota, Metazoa, Chordata, Lepidosauria, Squamata, Lacertidae. Gene Ontology annotation, molecular function: ephrin receptor binding.
GAAAGCAAAGGGCGCGCCAGGAAAGGGACCCCCGAUAGAUGGAGAGACGCGUCGGGCGCGCAGCGUGGGGAGCCCGUGGGAAAGAUCGGGCGCGCGCGGCGUGCAGGGAGCGCGCGAGGGGGGCGGUCCCGGGGCCGGAGGCGCGCAAGGAGGAGGGAAGGAGGAGCCUCGGCGGCGCUGGGGGCUCCGGCGGCGAAGAGGAGGAGGAAGAGGACGGCGGCGGCUCCGAUCGCCUUUGGAUCUCUUUCUCGCCCUCGCUCUCCGUUCCGGCGGCUUCGCCUCUCGUGCACGGUCGCGCCUGGCGCUGCGCUGCCCCGGCCGGCGGGAUGGCCGCGCUCCUGCUGCUGCUGCCGCCGCCUGCCCCGCCGCUCCUGCUGCUCCUCCCGCUGCUCUGCUUGCUGUGCCACGGCCCCGCCGGCAGCCUCGGCAACCGGCACGCGGUGCAUUGGAACAGCUCCAACCCGCACUUGCGCCGCGAAGGCUACACGGUCCAGGUGAACGUCAACGACUACCUGGACAUCUACUGCCCGCACUACAACGCCUCUGUGCCCGAGGGGCGCAUGGAGCAGUAUAUCCUCUACAUGGUGAACCACGAGGGCUACCGGACGUGCAACAUCAGCCAGGGCUUCAAGCGCUGGGAGUGCAACCGGCCCCACGCUCCCCACAGCCCCAUCAAGUUCUCGGAGAAGUUCCAGCGCUACAGCGCCUUCUCGCUGGGCUACGAGUUCCACGCCGGACACGAGUAUUACUACAUCUCGACUCCAACGCACAACCACCGCCGGGCCUGCCUCCGAAUGAAGGUCUUUGUCUGCUGCGCCUCCCCGUCGCAUUCUGGGGAGAAAGCGGUUCCGACCCUCCCGCAGUUCACUAUAGGGCCCGAGGUGAAGAUCGAGGACUUGGAUAAUUUUAACCCCGAGAUGCCUAAACUGGAGAAAAGCAUCAGCGGGACGAGUCCGAAGCGGGAACACUUACCCUUGGCGGUGGCUGCUGCCCUCUUCCUCAUGACCCUGCUGGCCUCCUAGCCGCCCGCGAGUCGCCGCAGGAGAGGGGCCCCGACUCAAGCUCACCGACCCAGCCUGUGCCAGCGGCCCUCCCCGGUUUGUUUCUGAGGACAAGAAAAAGAGAGAAAACACCAGACCUUUUUUAAAUCUAUAUAUCAAAAGAAAUACAAUUCCAAAGGGAGGCAGCUUGAGGUGAUGCAGAGGAGGAAAGGCCCCAAGAUGGAGGACGACUGACCUUUCUGGCUGUGCUGCUCCUUCUUCCUCCUCCUGCUCCUCCCCACCAGCUGGGGGGGGGUCCUCCGCUUCCGAUUUUUCUCCCCACCCACCCCCUUCUGCCGCUCACUGGGGCUGCUCAUGUGUGUGAGGGGAAUGGUGGGUAUUUCAGAGCAGGCCCUCCCUCUCCCGCGGACUUUCGGAGGGGCGGCCGGGGUUUUGUUCUGGUGUCCCGGAGAAGAAAAAAACCAGAAUAUGGCAUUUCCCUCCUCCUGCCGGGCUCCCAGUCUCUUUUGAGGACCGCAGCAAUAGGCAACCUGCCCGCCUUUUCCAAUGCCCCCACUGCAAAAAAAGAAAAAGGCACCUGGAGAGACAGAACCACCUUCAGGAACUUUUAAAAAAUGGCUCAGGUCAGGACACGGGGAGUGUUUUGCACGGCCUGAGAAAACUUUUGCAAAGGAGAGUUAUGCGCCCUGCGUAGGGGUAUGGGCACCGUGCCCCAGGAACGCCCACCCCAGAGAUAGGUGGUGGCGGCAGCAAAAUACACUGUCUUCCUGGUGACUCUCAAGCUGGAGGGUGCGUGUAGGGUGGGGUGGGUGUGAUCUCCUAGCCCUCAACCCGAGGGGGGGUUUACCUGUACAUAUCUCUUUAUGUGUCCUGUACAGAGAGAGAGGCUCUAUUAUCCGUGUCUAUAGAUUAUAUAAAAAAACUGAUCAUGUAGUGGGGUGGGCACGGGGCGGGCACCGGCCCGCCUGUCUAAGCCAGAGUCUUUUGGGGUUUUGUUUUUUAGGUUUUUUUGGGUGGGGUGGGGGCGCGAUUCUUCCCUUUGUCUUCUGUGAAGACCGAACCUAUGCAAAAUGCACGGACACUUUUUUUUCAUUCCCGGGGGCAAAAAAACAACCAACCAACUACACGGACAAAAAAACAAGCAAAGGAACUUUGGGGGUGGCGAGGUGGGGGUAGGGUUCUCCUUUUCUUUUCUUUUUUUUGGUGCCCCCUUCCUCCCCCACCCCACAAGAGCUUUGGCUGGUGAUUUUCAUAUACUUGCUCUUAGUCUAUUAAAAAAAAUGAAAUAAAAGGUGGAGAAAAAAA